AGCCCUUCAAGUGUUUCCUUUUUAAAUAGAUGGGCUUCCUUCAUUUCAGCGGCUAGACUGGCCAAGAGGCAGGUCUGUAAAGGAGUGAGGAACAAAGGCAAGCUUUCAGCUGGAUGGAUCUUAAUUCUACCUUCCAAACCUGAACUGCAAAGCGGGUUCAUUAAGCAGAAGAUAAUGCAAAGUAUUACACAUAACUCAGACCCCUCACGAGGGAAGGGGGGGGGGAGUUCAUCAUCUCUCCUGCUUGUGUGCAUUGGCUGUUUCUUCCCAAAAUUAAGUGAUUGUUUCUUUUCUCUCAACACGAUGCCCCCCCACCCGAUCUUGGCUGUUAAAGUGAGCUAGCUAGUUAUUUAUAAUCCCUGGAUAGCUGGGGGGCGGGGGGUGGGAGAGAGAGAGACUGUAUACCUUGGCUAUAACCCGACCAGCACAAAGCCCCGAUUGUGGCUGUCUUUUCCAACCCACACUGAGAGGGAGAGUCUAGGCGUCCACGUCUGUCCUCUUCAGCUGUAGGCACACACCACUCCAGAAAGCCAGAGUGAAAGAUGAAAAAGCUCAUUGUUCUUCUGCUUUUGAGCUCUUUGCUCGUCAUCCAAGCCAUGCCCGCCAAUCGUCUGUCGUGUUACAAAAAGCUGCUGGGUGGUCGAAGCUGCCACAACAUCCCCGAUGGGACCGAGCACUUGCGACCCAUCGACAAGGGGCUGGUGGAUCACUUCUGGGCGGGGGACGAGUGCGAGAUCGUCUGCUACUGCAAUUUCCAAGAGUUGCUCUGCUGCCCCAAGGACAUAUUCUUUGGACCAAAGAUUUCCUUUGUGAUUCCUUGCAAUUCUCAAUAAAAGGAAAUUUAACAGCAGCAGGAAAACCAUUUACUAUCUGCAAUCAAAUGGACGAUGAAGUGCUUCCCUGUGUACAGAAUGUUUCCCCUACAAUUUUUCUAGAAAUUUUUGUAGAAUGUGACCCACAAUACAAGAGGUGUUACUUUCUGUGAGUAAUUGUAAAAAUUAUCUUCUAUGUUUGUAGACCCAAAAAAUGAUAUAGUGUAAGCAUUAAAAUACACUCAAUCAUUCACAUGCUUCUUUAACCUAACCUUUCAAUCAACAGCUUUUGUCGCCCAUCUUACAAGAUAGCUACACAAUGUUAUUUAACAGCAAUUUUUUUUAUUAAGAAAUAUGUUUAAUUUCUGGAUGCUAAAAGACCCCCCUCAGAUGCACUUAAAAUACUGAUAUUUAUCCAAACUAAUUAUAUAAUUCUGCAUUGAUCCUGCACAGCUUGUUUUCCCAGCAACUGCUAAUUCAAAUUUAUAUUCAAGUACCACUUUCAAGAACUGAUAUUGUUUAAGUGGGGUAUUAAAACUUAACAUAAGACCCAUUUAACACCCCAUUUUAUAGAUUCUUGUACUUUAUAUUAAACAAUCCUUUGUAAUAUGUUAACUGUUUUACAUGAUUUAUUAAAAAUACUUAAACAGC
Messenger RNA from Carcharodon carcharias (great white shark), 1463 nucleotides. RefSeq names its product scrapie-responsive protein 1-like. NCBI's taxonomy places the organism in Eukaryota, Metazoa, Chordata, Chondrichthyes, Lamniformes, Lamnidae. The transcript is spliced from 3 exons. The coding region runs from base 543 to 833 and encodes 96 amino acids. The record is from RefSeq and is a predicted model, not a curated record.